UUUUGUAUUAGUGUCAUUAUACAAUCCAAAGCAAAUUCUUAUAAUAGACAACAUGAAGACCAAACUUCUGAUGACCGUCUUCGGAGCAGCGCAAGCGGCGAUGUAUGCGCGGGUUCCCAACGACAACGCGACGUUCAUCAACGAUUGUUUCUCAGGCUGUAGCGCUCCACGCACUGCUUUCUUCGCUAACCUUGUAUUGUGCUCAUUGUUCUGUCAGAAGAUUGGCUGCGAUCUCUUCAGCUACGAAAAUGGUGAGUGCCGGUCUGCCACGGCCGCCAUGCCUACGAACGUCACCGCCGUUUUCAAGCCGAGGGUCAGCAGGGGCAGCAGGGAGGUGGCGCGGGGCAAACGCGUCUCAGCAACGCCUCAAUAUUCGCUAUUUUAUGCAGAACAAUUGGUUGAUGGAGAUAACAGCACCUUUUAUCAGAACAUAAAUGUACCCAACGCCUGGAUCAUGGUGGACCUGGGAGCUUGUUUUCCAGUCAGCAAAGUUCGUCUGCUGCCCAACGCUUUGACUCACUACUACCGAUUCGUAGAUACUCAGGUUCUGCUCGGUGACGCAGCGCCCCUGACACCUGGAAACUUCAGCAACUUCGUCGUCGUAGGCACCAUCAAGGGGCCUGUGCCGUGGGUGCCGAAUUGGAUCGAGUUCGUCCUACCACAGCCGCGAUGCACCCGCUACGUGACCAUCUACAAAUACGUCUCUAACACAGGCGAAGGGGCUUUUUUGGAAGUCAUCGAGCUGGAAGUUUGGACAAACGAGGAGGCUUGAAAAAAACACUUGACGCUUUGUCAUGGAAAUAUAUAAACUAGUAUUUUGUUGUAAGUGUUAGUUUCACAUUUAGAAGUGCAGAGUUAAGUCCUUUCACGGCCGAAAUAGUCGUUAUCAUGUGUGACUACACCGUUGUGUCCGGCUGCGUUUCAAUUUAGUUGAGUAUUUUUUCACAGUCCUUGCCAUUUAAAGAUUAUUCUCACUUACAGGUUAUUCUCUCAGCUUGUUAUUUACCUUUGUUAUAUUCUCUCGAGUUAUUUAACGUUAUUAGUGACGCUAUUGGAGAUGUAUUAUUAAUUCUAGAACAUUUAUUUAUUUAUUGUGUCAUUUAGAAGAGUGGGAAUAAAAGAGUAUGGAGAGGAAAACCAGGGCCUAUACU
Molecule: messenger RNA, 1151 nt
Organism: Hyalella azteca
Lineage: Eukaryota; Metazoa; Arthropoda; Malacostraca; Amphipoda; Hyalellidae
Exons: 4
Coding region: 53-772 (239 amino acids)
Source: RefSeq, a predicted model, not a curated record